GAAUUCCCGUGAAAGAAGGUCGCAUUCGAAGUGUUACACCACUCCUUGUCUCUCUCCACUGGCUGCCGGUUGAUGCACGUAUCAAAUUCAAGGCUCUGAUGCUGGCAUACAGAACAGUUACUGGGUCUGCUCCAGCAUACCUAAAAUCAUUUAUGCAGAGUUACGCACCCACUAGAAGCCUGCGGUCGGCUAAGGAACGUCGCCAUGUUGUACCAACACAAAGAGGCACCAAAACACUUUCCCGGAUUUUCAGCUUCAUCAUACCACGUUGGUGGAACGACCUUCACAACUCCAUCCGUGAAGCUGACUCACUCUCUGUCUUCAAAAAACGACUAAAAACACAUCUUUUCCAUGAGCACUAAUCAGUAAAAAAAAAAAAAAAAUUCCUGUUGCACUUUAUUCUGUUUUGAAUACUAUUAUGAUGCUAGUGAUACUUUGUAAUACAGCACUUUUUAUACCACUGUCUCCUUAAGAUGAUUCGCUUAUGUUUUCCUCUUUUGUAAGUCGCUUUGGAUAAAAGCGUCUGCCAAAUGAAUAAAUGUAAAUGUAAGUGUCCUGCUGGCUUUUCUGAAACGAGACAGCCUCGAUGACGUAUGCGGCCGACAAAGGCGACCUCUGGAGGACGCAGCCUUCCAAACGAGACAGCCCUAUGGUACGUUUAGGUUUGAGGCUUUUAGUUUGACAUCUUAAAAACAGCAUGCCGGAAGUGCAUGUAGCAUUAGCUUCAUGCGAUGAAUUGGAGAAAAGUAAAUAUGAUUUACAGCUAUUAUACUGUUCCCGUGCGGAGAUGCUGUGGUUUUAUAACAAACUGCAAUUGCAUAUUUCGACCUAAAUUGUGCUGCGGACUAUUUGUGCUUUAGUGAUCCUUCACCAAUCAUGUCUGCUUAUUUACACCAGAUCCGGGGAACUUUUUGUUGAGAAAAGUAUCAAAAUAUGUCGAAUUCAUAUAUAAAUCUAGACAUAUGGACAGUUGUACGGUUUGCGUCUUUCACGCGACUGCUUUCCCUUCUUUUACAGGCCUUGCUGAAUGCAGUGAUUCCAGACCAUGUGGCAGAUGCUUUCAGUCCACCACGCGCAGAGAUCCCUCUCUUGCUUGACCCCACCGUUAAAGUAUUGUUCGGUGGCCUUAGUCACUGGGAUGCGGAGCAUUUCCUCUUCAUUGCAGAACGAGGUUACGUGUAUGAGCACAACUUUGCAUUCUUUCCUUUGUUUCCUUUCAUCCUGCGAUUAGUGGCAGACACUUUGCUGUGGCCCCUUUUUGGAUUCCUCACAUUGCAUGGACGCUUAGUUUUUGCAGUGGCCAUUGGAAAUAGUGCGCUUUUUGUCCUAAGUGCCAUGGCACUAUACAAACUGAGUCAUUUGGUGCUACAGGACAGAAAACUUGCUCUUGUCACUGCACUAAUGUACUGUCUCACACCUGCCAAUAUUUUUAUGGUAGCAGGCUAUUCAGAGACUCUCUUUGCAGCUCUCACAUUUGCAGGCCUCUGGCAACUAGAGAAAGGAUUCACUCUAGGAGCAUGUCUUCUGAUGACAUUUGCUACUAGUGCUCGUGCCAAUGGUCUUGUGAAUGCUGGAUUUUUGCUGUACCUCAAACUGCAGCAGGGGUUUGCCUAUGCUUGGGCUCUUAGCAAUGGAGCUGCAGGGGGUGGAAGAUUUCAUCACUAUGCCUGGGCGCUUAUUCGUUUUUUGCUCACAGGAGCAGUUUAUGCUGCUCUUGUGGCUCUGCCAUUUUGUUUGUUUCAGUUUUAUGGCUUCCAAACAUUCUGCCAUCCAAAUGUUACACAGGACCAGAUUCAUCCUGUGCUGCUUAAUCUGGCACAGAACAAAGGAUACCGUGUACCUGACAUGUCCUCUCCAACACCAAGCUGGUGCCAAUGGCGAAUUCCACUUCUGUAUUCCUACAUCCAAGAUUUUUAUUGGGAUGUGGGCUUCCUUCGAUACUUUCAGUUGAAGCAGAUACCCAAUUUCAUCUUGGCACUGCCUGUUGCUGCUCUGGGGUUCAUAGCCUCAUAUACGUACAUUUUGAAAAACCCAGUUUUUUGUAUGUAUCUGGGGUUGGGAGACCAUAGAAGGACAGAUAAAGACAGAAAAACGCACGGUUUCUAUAACCCCAGAGUCUUUGUUUAUAUUGUACACAAUUUUGUCCUGCUGCUGUUUGGAAUAUUCUGCAUGCAUGUCCAGGUGUUGACACGGUUUCUUGCGUCCUCCUCACCUUUGCUCUACUGGAUCAGUAGUCACCUGCUUUUUCAGUAUGAACCACUGCUGCGAGAUGAAAAGCCAUUCACCCAUGACCAAAGACAACAGAAAGACGAUCACUUAAAACCUGUAUUAAGAUGUUUUGCUGGGAUGCACAUAAAUAAUCCAAUUAUUUACCUUUUGAUGCACUGGCAGAUUUGCUCCUUUUAUACACACUGUAUCCUGGGGUACUUCAUAUUAUAUUGGUUUUUAGGUCUGGCUCUGCACUGUAACUUCCUGCCCUGGACUUAAUCACUUCACUGGACAAAACUGAAGGGCUUGAUUUAUUAUUCUUAACAUUCGAACAGCCAUUUGAAUAAUGUUUACUCAGCUUGACUAAUAUUGUGGUAAAUAAAUUAUUUCAUGAUCAAAAGAUGGUUUAUGGUUUUCCUAUGUUAGAGUAAAAAAAAAAAAAAAAAAAAAAAAA
Molecule: messenger RNA, 2662 nt
Organism: Myxocyprinus asiaticus (Chinese sucker)
Lineage: Eukaryota; Metazoa; Chordata; Actinopteri; Cypriniformes; Catostomidae
Gene: pigv
Product: phosphatidylinositol glycan anchor biosynthesis, class V
Exons: 3
Coding region: 934-2487 (517 amino acids)
Biological process (GO): GPI anchor biosynthetic process
Cellular component (GO): endoplasmic reticulum membrane; mannosyltransferase complex
Molecular function (GO): GPI mannosyltransferase activity; alpha-1,6-mannosyltransferase activity
Source: RefSeq, a predicted model, not a curated record